Molecule: messenger RNA, 2253 nt
Organism: Prorocentrum cordatum
Lineage: Eukaryota; Dinophyceae; Prorocentrales; Prorocentraceae
Source: the annotation of a GenBank genome assembly
AUGCGGGCCGCCGCGGCGUUCGACGAGCUGUACGAGCGCUUGCGCGUGCUGGGGGAGGGCGCCUACGGCACGGCGUUCCUGGUGCGGCAGAAGGAUGCACGGGAGCUGCACGUCGCCAAGGAGAUCCGGACCGCACACCUUACGGAGAAGCAGAGGGAGGGCGCUUUGGCAGAGGCGAACGUGCUGAAGAUGAUGAGGCAUUCCAACAUCAUAGCGUACGUCGAUUCUUUCCUCGAAGGCUCCAAGAUGUACAUCAUCAUGGAGUACGCGGACGGCGGCGACCUGGCGAAGAAGAUCAGGGGGCGCAAGGACGACGGCGGCACGUUCCAGGAGGCCGAGAUCAUGUUCCACUUCGCACAGGUUGCCCACGCGCUGGACCACAUCCACCGGCGGAAGGUGCUUCACCGCGACCUCAAGCCGCUCAACAUCUUCCUCACCAGCCAGGGCGACGUGAAGCUCGGCGACUUCGGCAUCGCCCGCGUGCUGGAGAGCACGACGGCUGGCGCACAGACGACCAUCGGCACGCCCUUCUACCUCUCGCCGGAGGUGUGCAACAACGAGGCCUACGGCCGCGCCAGCGACCUGUGGUCCCUGGGCGUCGUGACGUACGAGAUGGCGGCCCUGCGGGUGCCCUUCCACGCCACCUCGAUGCCAGCCACCGCCCUCAAGAUCAUCGGGGCGGAGCCGGAUCCCCUCCCGCAGGGGUACUCUGGCGGCUUCGUGCGCAUCGUGUUCGGCCUGCUGGAGAAGGAGCCGGCCAGCCGGCCGAGCCUGGAGGCGGUGCUCCAGCUGCCCUCCGUGCAGAUGCACAUAUCGGACUUGUCUAGGACGCUGGCGAGCGGCAACGGCGGUAUCGACGUCAAGACCUCGGUGGAGUCAGAGGGCGCGCGGCCGCCGCGGGCCGCGGCCCGCGCGGAAGCGCGGGCGUCGCCAGGACCGCUGGACCCACGCCACGGCCCGCAGCCAGAGCCGCAGCGGCAUCCGCGGCCCGAGGCGCCGCGACGAGAGGCGCCGCGGCGGCCCUCAUGGGAGGUGGCAUGCGUUGAACCGCCCGACACGGUCAGCACAGAGAGCGGCUUCGGCAGUGAGCCGCCCCAGCAGGCGGUCAGCUUCGACGGCCGCCCUGGCAGCGGCGUGCACGGCGGCCCUCCCCCGUGGGAGAGGAGGCCACCAGAAGGCCCAGCCGCCAGAAGGACCGGCGCCGCCGUCCCCCGCAGCGGGCGCGACGUCGCCGCUGGGCCACCGCCGCCGCCGCCGUUCCAGGAGCUCGCAGCCGCGCCCUGGCCGGCCCGCCCGGCCCAAGAAGGGCGCCGAGAGCCGUCGUCGCGCACGCAGGCGCCGGAGAGGCGCCAGGAGGAGGCGCUGCAGAACCCGUGGAUCAGGCGCGGCUACCACCGCCCCGAGGAGCUGCCGCCGGCGGGGGUCGAGAGCGUGCCGGUCCCGACACUCGCGGGUGCUGGCGCGCCGGCGCUGGCAGCGCCGCCGGAGCAGCGGAUCGCAGCGCGGCGGCUGCGGCAAGAGGAGGAGGAUGACAUGCUGGCGGGAGGCGAGCGCAGGAAGGCAGAGGUGCGGAGGAAGGCCCAAGAGGAGCGCGACAGGCAGGAGGCUUACCGGAGGAGGCAGUUGGACCAGGCCAUGCGCGAGCAGCAGGAGGAGUUGCGGCGGUUGCGGGCGCGGCAGCAGUCCAUGCGCGGCAUGGAGGACGAGGCCAUAUCCGCGGGCAGCACCGACGAGGUGCCCACCGACCACGAGGCUGCGCCAGUGGGCCCCCGUCGAGACCACCAGGCGGCCCCGCAGGCCGUGGGCGCGGCGUGCGCGGAGCCGGGCCGCGCCGCAGGGGCAGGCGAGCCCCCGGAUAAGGCGCUGUCGCAGACCAUGCAGUGCGCGUUCGAGUUCCAAAUGGUCGACAAGGUGCGCCCGCGGCCGAAGCUCACCUCCGAGGCGCAGCAGCCGCGCCGGCCGCGGCAGGCGCAGGCCCCCGAGCCCGAGCCUGGGCGUGGUGGCGCUGGCCCCGCCGAGGGCCUGCUCCGAGGCAGCGCGGGGCGUUUGCCGCCAGCGCCGGCGCAGAGACCGCUGCAGGGCUCCCCCGCUCAGAGCCUGCGCCGGCCGCGAGUCGCCGAGGAGUGGGCGCCGCAGCACGCGCCCGGGCAGGUUGGCGCCAUGCGCACCGCGGGCUCCGCCGUCGUGGCGGCGCCGCGGCGGGCAGAGAGGCCCCGCUGCGCAGCAGGUGGAGAGGAGAGCGGUGCCGACUGA